AUGUUCCUGCGUAGUCUGCUGCCACUCUGCGCGCUGCUAUCAUGGAGCGUAAACUCGAUGCGAGCUGACCACCUGUCGCAACUGCGCCUCGACACGGUAGACACUUUUUAUCAUGGCUACCGCAAUUACAUGCAUCACGCGUUUCCCGAGGACGAGCUGCGACCCCUCACGUGCUCUUCGUUGACCAGAGACCGCAGCAACCCCGACCGAAUCGAUCUGAACGACGCCUUGGGGAACUACUCGUUAACCCUGAUCGACAGCCUAUCGACGCUUGCCAUCCUGGCGGGAGGGCCGCAGGACGGCUCGUACACUGGGCCGCAGGCCCUCAGCGACUUUCAAGACGGCAUCGCCAAUUUCGUCCACCACUACGGCGACGGGAGACCGGGGCCUUCGGGUACCGGGAUUCGGGCCACAGGCUUCGAUCUCGACAGCAAGGUCCAGGUUUUCGAAACCGUAAUUCGCGGCCUUGGGGGCCUGCUGAGUGCCCACCUGUUCGCCAUCGGAGAACUGCCCAUUACCGGAUACGACCCGAAACCGAUGAGCGAAUCUCCAGCGAGCGACGACCCUCUGGAGCUGGCACCCAUACCGUGGCCAAACGGGUUCAAGUAUGAUGGCCAACUCUUGAGGCUGGCGCUCGAUCUUGGGCAGAGGCUCUUGCCUGCAUUCUACACCACGACCGGCAUACCCUACCCUCGCGUGAACCUCCGGGCCGGAAUCCCAUUCUACGUCAACUCUCCCCUGAACCAACCCUCUGGCGAGGCGACGGAGUCGGAUGGACGGACCGAGAUCACCGAAACAUGCAGCGCUGGAGCCGGUAGCCUGACGCUGGAGUUCACCGUGUUGAGUCGUCUGACUGGCGAUCCGCGCUUUGAGCAGGUGGCGAAGAGGGCCUUCUGGGAAGUCUGGAGCAGGAGGAGUGAAAUUGGCCUGAUCGGAAACGGCCUCGAUGCCGAGGGCGGUCAGUGGAUAGGCCCCCACUCCGGUAUCGGGGCCGGCAUGGAUAGCUUCUUCGAGUACGCGCUCAAGAGUCAUAUACUAUUGUCCGGGCAUAGCAUGCCAAACGAAUCGACGACUCAACGGAAAUCCACAACCGAUUGGUUGGAUCCAAACUCGCUCCAUGGGCCCCUUCCAGCCGAGAUGCAUUCGUCCGACGCCUUCCUUGAGGCCUGGCAUCAAGCGCACGCGUCCGUCAAGCGGCACAUCUACAAUGAUCGGAACCAUUAUCCAUACUACUCCAACAACCAUCGGGCAACCGGUCAGCCUUAUACCACGUGGAUCGACAGCCUCGGUGCCUUUUACCCUGGCCUCCUCGCUUUGGCCGGAGAGGUGGAGGAGGCCAUCGAGGCGAACCUCGUCUAUACUGCGCUUUGGACUCGAUAUGCGGCCAUUCCCGAACGCUGGUCCAUCCGUGAGAACAACGUGGUGGCGGGGAUCGGAUGGUGGCCCGGGAGACCCGAGUUUAUCGAGUCGACGUACCACAUAUACCGCGCCACGCGGGAUCCCUGGUACUUGCACGUCGGUGAGAUGGUGCUGAAGGACAUUAGGCGGCGCUGCUAUGCCCCCUGCGGUUGGGCUGGCUUGCAAGAUGUCCAGACGGGGGAGAAGCAGGACCGCAUGGAGAGCUUCUUUCUCGGCGAGACGACCAAGUACAUGUACCUGCUUUUCGACCCGGACCAUCCGCUGAACAAUCUGGAUGCCGCGUACGUCUUCACGACAGAAGGCCACCCCUUGAUAUUGCCGAAGGAGACGAGAUCGGAGCGAGGAUCUCGGACUCAUGAUGGUGGGAAGGGCAAAUCCGUCUACAAAUACUACGAUGACAGCUUCACAAACUCGUGCCCGGCGCCGAUAUUAGCGGAUUCUCUGUCAAUGUCUGCCACGGCGGCACGGCGGCAGCUGUUCGACGUCUCGCGCUUUACCAAUCUCCAUAACACGCCCAACAUACACGGGCCGGUGGAGAUGGUUCAAGUUGAGGACACGACGACGGAUGGUCCAGUCACCAAGUACAGAGCCCUCUCCAACUACACGAUUUUCCCCUGGACACUUCCACCCAGCCUGCUUCCGCUGAACGGGACCUGUGCUGCUCCUUCCGAGCGAGUCAUCUCACGUCUCGAAUUUCCUGCCGCCGAUGUGGCCAGCUCGCUGCUGUCAACGCUUGGCGCCUCCCUGACGUGGUACAGCUACGUCGGGCCGACGGUGAGAAAACUCGAGGGAUUGAGGCUCCAGUUGGAAAGGGAGCACAGCGAGGCCCAUGGCGAUGACGUCUGGAAGAUAACCCAUCUUGGAAAUGUCCAGCUUGGUCGGCACGAGACGGUUUUCUUUUAUGCGGAGCAUGUGAAAGACCUCAAGGACGAAGCCUUCACUUGCAGGAGGCGAGCCGAUGCCGUGGAGAUUGAGCUGCUCGUCGACUUCCCUACCGAGAAGAGCGAGACGAUGCCUGUUUCGGCAGACACUGGCGCUGCCUCGAGCGGAUCUCCGAGCGGACCCCCGAGCGGACCCCCGAGCGACGGAGCAGGGCUGGAUGAGAGCAACAAGGAUGACCUCGCCACUUCGGCCCAAACGUCACUCCUCAAACACCUCCUUCGAGCCGUAUCGUCCGUCUUCGAGCCCACCCAUACCGACUUCCCCUCAGCCGACGGGUCUCCCGGCGCGGCGCCCAUCCUCUCCUUUUUCGGCCACACGGCCGGCGGCCCCGGAGCCUUCCCGGUCCAUUCGAUGGACGACACACCCAUCCAAGGCUCGCCGUACUAUGAUGCCGAGAAUCCGACAAGUAACUUUCCCUGGUCGAGCAUAUUUCUCGCCGACUACGCAUGCGAUGGGCCCCUCCCAGAUGCCGCGAGCCGCGAUCACCAGCUCAUUGUCAUGCGCCGCGGACGGUGUUCUUUCAGCGACAAGCUGAGCAAGGUUCCGAUUUUCUUUCCCAGCACGAAUUCGCUACAGCUUGUCAUCAUUGUCGACGAGACCGACGAGGGCUCGCGCCUCGAAGGCGGCACAGAACGGCCUUUUCUCGUCGAGGAGCAACUCACGCCCAACGGCAACAAGCGUCUUCACGGUGUGCCGAUGGUCCUCAUUAGUGGCGAACGAGGAGACUAUGAGCGAUUCGGCAAGGCCUCUGCGGCGGGCAUGCGACGAAAGUAUCGGGUGGAAAGCGAAGGGCUGUUGAUUGAGAACGCUGUCGUCGUGUAA
This is a messenger RNA of Drechmeria coniospora, 3183 nucleotides long. RefSeq names its product Glycosyl hydrolase family 47. Gene Ontology annotation, molecular function: calcium ion binding; mannosyl-oligosaccharide 1,2-alpha-mannosidase activity. NCBI's taxonomy places the organism in Eukaryota, Fungi, Ascomycota, Sordariomycetes, Hypocreales, Ophiocordycipitaceae. Gene Ontology annotation, biological process: endoplasmic reticulum mannose trimming; mannose trimming involved in glycoprotein ERAD pathway; carbohydrate metabolic process. Bases 1 to 3183 code for a protein of 1060 amino acids. The record is from RefSeq and is a predicted model, not a curated record. The transcript has 2 exons. Gene Ontology annotation, cellular component: membrane; endoplasmic reticulum.